CGCGGGGGAUGUUUUGUGUUGGAGCACAGACAGACGUCACCCGCAUUAUCGACAUCAGCCGCCGCUUAGACUUUGCGAACCUCGUUCGCAUUCGACUCAUGUCAUGUUCCGAAUACUAAACCAAAUGGGUCGCUUUUGGAAUGAAUGUGUUGUUCCUGGAUAACGCGAAGCAAACGUGAAACGGCCAUUCGCUAAGAGGAGCAUCCCUUGCACAUGAAUAACAGCCGUCAAUGCUCCGAUUUAUCUUCCGCACGCCUACAUCAGUAGCGCGGCUCCGACUACGCUCAUUCACAUCACAAGUCCGUGCUGUCUCCUCUAGCAUGGGCUCCUCAAGCUCGCAUCAGUCAAAUCCGUCAUGGAAGGUUGAGAAGUACACGCCCAGCGCCAUGGAAUGGCCAUACACUCAAGGGGACUUUGAACGCGACGACGAGAGCCCGGACUCGGAAUUCUACAGCUCGCCCAAAUUCGUCACACACAUCGACGAGAACGCGGUUGAGAAUCUGUCCAGAUACUACGACCACGUGCUGCCAAAAGAAGGCACGGUGCUGGACUUUUGCAGCAGCUGGGUCAGCCAUUACCCAGACAGGAUCAAGGACGACUCUCGCCUCCGAGUAUUCGGGCUGGGUCUGAAUCAAGCCGAAUUGGACCACAAUCCGUUCUUCGGGCCAGCGGAGGAAAAGAGGAGGUUGGUUCAGGAUCUCAACAUCGACCCGGAUCUAUCUCAGGCCUUCGCUCCGGAUGUCCAGUUUGACGCAAGCACGUGCACUGUUUCUAUAGACUACCUCUCCAAGGCAGUCCAGGUUCUAUCAUCACUACGCAGAAGGACAAAAGAGAACGGCUCUGUUCAUCUUGCGAUCAGCAAUCGCGCCUUUUGGCACAAAGUUGUAAGGCGUUGGAUGGAGGUCAACGAGCGCGGCAGGCUAGAGCUCGUGGGCGACUACUUGUGGUUUUCCGGGUGGAGAGAAGUUGAAAUUGUAACCAUAGUUGAUGUGAAAAGUGACAAUGGGUCUGAAAGAUACUCGCAAAGUUUUAUGGGAAUAAACAGCAGAGAGCAAAGUAAUGAUCCACUAUGGGUGGUGAGGGCAAAGAAUGUGAAGAGCUUAGGCGAGGAGGCAGUCUUGUAAGUGGAUUUCUUUUCUUCAUUUGCAAGUUUUUCAAAGCCCAAGUCGCCUCCUGCACCUUCAACACUUAAGUUCAACCAUGAGCCUUGUUACUUCAGUGGCUAUCUCUCUUUUGCCGCCUCUCGAACUAAGACCAAGGAACGAGAGAGAACGAAUCUACGAUGUUAAAUUCCCGCUACAUCGCCGACGAAUUUUUAUUUCUCUUAUUCUUUUGUUCCAAACACACAUAUAUAUAGGAGAGAUCCUAGGUGAUAAAUCUUGAGCCGAUCCAAG
Molecule: messenger RNA, 1394 nt
Organism: Verruconis gallopava
Lineage: Eukaryota; Fungi; Ascomycota; Dothideomycetes; Venturiales; Sympoventuriaceae
Exons: 1
Coding region: 231-1124 (297 amino acids)
Source: RefSeq, a predicted model, not a curated record